AUGUCUAAGUUCCGGUACUAUCAAUGUUGUGGACUGAAGGCCAGCAAACAUAUGGUCCAGACACAAAUAUGCAGAGCGGAGAGCAUAUGUGGAGGAUAUAUAUCGCACAUACAACACAUUGGCGGAUCUGUGAUGUGUGGCGGUGUACAUGCGCGUUAUAUUCACCAUGGCUUCCAGUUUGAUCGUAUAUUGCCGUAUAAACCGGCAAAUUCCAUCCCAUCAAACGAGCUGGACGAUGUCAGCAGAAUCUCCAUCAAGACCCUACCGUUCCCCAGCUUGAUCAAAGACAAACUGUUUCAGCUCAUCAAGGCUGCUGGAAAGAAGAAGGACAUCGAUGCCUCCGGAUCGUACAUCGCCAAAAGGCUAGCCGCCAGGAGAUCCGUGGAGGUCCCGCGGGUGCUGCCGUCGAUCCUGUUAGAUUCUGACUCUGUUAACGCGGAGUACGUUGAGGGGAUGAAACAACUUUCCAACGAGCCGGAAUUCGCUCAUCUCAAAACGCUGUUCCAACAAAAUAAACUAGGGGUGAAUGAGCAGGCGCAAAUCGAACUUGCCGAGGCAGAAGACGCUCGGCACAAAAUGAAGCUAAGGGCGCCGCAACUUAAACCGACGCGAAUCAUGUUUUACAAUGCAGGAGCUGGGGCGUCGGUGGCGGCGGCACAUGCCAUAUGGGAUCUAAACACUUUCGAAGAUAUACUGAUCGUUGAACCGUCGACAAAUCUUCUCAAAAUAUGCGAAUAUCUCAUACCAGGCAAGAUCACUGCUUGUCAAGAACCUUUGGAAUCGAAUCAAAGUGGGAGGAUACAUGGUACGCAUUGUUGUUGUCGCCAGUGGAAAUUUCAUGUGCAGGCUAUAGUUGAGCCUGGAACGCCAACUGGGUUCAGAAUUCUACAUUCCAUCCGUGAAGUAUUCAUAUCGCAACUGGAAAAGGAUCGUUUCCACUUUAUGGCUCCUCCACCACUAAAGCUUGGUAGAAGGGUCAUAAUGGACCUAUGUUCGGCUCCAAAUAACUUCAAAAGGAUAGUUGUACCCAAGAACACCCCAGAGAGCAGUGGAUACAAGUAA
Babesia ovata is the source of this 1062-nucleotide messenger RNA. Its product is annotated as mitochondrial ribosomal protein S22. Lineage: Eukaryota; Apicomplexa; Aconoidasida; Piroplasmida; Babesiidae. The record is from RefSeq and is a predicted model, not a curated record. The transcript is spliced from 7 exons. Bases 1 to 1062 code for a protein of 353 amino acids.